AUGCACAUGCGACGGAUAUUCUUGCUGUUUGGCUGCUACUUUGUGGUUCUGACACUUGCGUACGACGACGCCGAUGAGGGAACUUACACUGAUUUUCUUCCACUUUAUCUGAUCGGUUUUCCAGUGAUAGCGAUUUCCGUAAGAAUCACGAACUUUCUUAAGAAGCUCGCUUACGCACUAAAUCCAGAUACUUACGUCAGUCGAGUGAAACGAGCGCAAGCUUUGAUACACGACGAAGAGAUUUUAGACGUUGAACAAAUCGAAAAGAAACUGGUAGCCGAGUUUGGAAAUAACGUUUGCCUCUACGAGAGGACUUGCACCAAAUAUGCGGAACGAACGCUCGCGAGACGAAGUCGGGAACGUGUUCUCGAUUGGACCAAAGUGUUCAGAGAAUAUAGAUCAUCGCCCAAUCCGAUGAAGGAGAAUUAUUUGCUGAGCGUAUUUCUUGGCGACAUUAUCGGCAGUCCGAAGUUAUGUCAUUUAUUGGCGGAGAGAGGAAGAUCCUGCGAUGCUAUCUUCCCGGACUGA
Pseudomyrmex gracilis is the source of this 528-nucleotide messenger RNA. RefSeq lists its product as uncharacterized. The transcript is spliced from 3 exons. The record is from RefSeq and is a predicted model, not a curated record. The coding region runs from base 1 to 528 and encodes 175 amino acids. NCBI's taxonomy places the organism in Eukaryota, Metazoa, Arthropoda, Insecta, Hymenoptera, Formicidae.